Messenger RNA from Cynocephalus volans (Philippine flying lemur), 1138 nucleotides. It is a transcript of the gene GDNF, whose product is annotated as glial cell derived neurotrophic factor. The transcript is spliced from 3 exons. NCBI's taxonomy places the organism in Eukaryota, Metazoa, Chordata, Mammalia, Dermoptera, Cynocephalidae. Gene Ontology annotation, biological process: positive regulation of branching involved in ureteric bud morphogenesis; negative regulation of neuron apoptotic process; peripheral nervous system development. Gene Ontology annotation, molecular function: glial cell-derived neurotrophic factor receptor binding; receptor tyrosine kinase binding; growth factor activity. The coding region runs from base 487 to 1122 and encodes 211 amino acids. The record is from RefSeq and is a predicted model, not a curated record.
CCAGGCAAGACCUCAGCUCCCGCGGCAGCAUCAGACAGGCCCGUCUCGUGCUCCCAGACACCGCGCCCCGAGGAGGCGCAGAGCACGGCGGCCGCCGCUGAACCUCUUGCAGCGCCCCGGGCCGGUGCAGCCCCAGCCAAGAGCGCGGCGCGCGCAGCCGUGUCACCCCCCACCCAAGGCGGCGGCGGCUGCUCGGACUUCGGCUUCUGGAGGUGCUGGGGGACGGCGGGAGAGUUGUCGGCAGCCCUCGCGCUUCUUGCCGUGGCGGCUACGGGAACCUUGGCCGCCACCUUCUGCGCGCCCUUGCUGCCUCGCGCGACCCCAGGAUUGCGAACUCUAGCCCCUGUCCAGUUGGGCGGGGCUCCGCGCUCCUGCCCUCGGCCCGGAUGGGUCUCCUGGCUGGGACUCGGGGCACCUGGAGUUAAUGUCCAACUGGGGGUCUGCGGAGACCGGAUCCGAGGUGCCGCCGCCGGACGGGACUCUAAGAUGAAGUUAUGGGAUGUCGUGGCUGUCUGCCUGGUGCUGCUCCACACCGCGUCCGCCUUCCCGCUGCCCGCCGGUAAGAGGCCUCCCGAGGCGCCCGCCGAAGAUCGCUCCCUCGGCCGCCGCCGCGCGCCCUUCGCGCUGAGCAGUGACUCAAAUAUGCCAGAGGACUACCCUGAUCAGUUUGAUGAUGUCAUGGAUUUUAUUCAAGCCACCAUUAAAAGACUGAAAAGGUCGCCAGAUAAACAAAUGGCAGUGCUUCCUAGAAGAGAGCGGAAUCGGCAGGCCGCAGCUGCCCACCCGGAGAAUUCCAGAGGAAAAGGUCGGAGAGGCCAGCGGGGCAAGAACCGGGGUUGUGUCUUAACUGCUGUACAUUUAAAUGUCACUGACUUGGGUUUGGGCUAUGAAACCAAGGAGGAACUGAUCUUUAGGUACUGCAGUGGUUCUUGCGAUGCAGCUGAGACAAUGUAUGACAAAAUAUUAAAAAACUUAUCUAGAAAUAGAAGGCUGGCAAGUGACAAAGUAGGGCGGGCAUGUUGCAGACCCAUCGCCUUCGAUGACGACCUGUCAUUUUUAGACGAUAACCUGGUUUACCAUAUUCUAAGAAAGCAUUCCGCUAAAAGGUGUGGAUGUAUCUGACUCCGGCUCCAGAGAC